Colletotrichum orchidophilum is the source of this 1278-nucleotide messenger RNA. RefSeq names its product aromatic prenyltransferase. The coding region runs from base 1 to 1278 and encodes 425 amino acids. The transcript is spliced from 2 exons. Gene Ontology annotation, molecular function: transferase activity, transferring alkyl or aryl (other than methyl) groups. Gene Ontology annotation, biological process: alkaloid metabolic process. The record is from RefSeq and is a predicted model, not a curated record. Lineage: Eukaryota; Fungi; Ascomycota; Sordariomycetes; Glomerellales; Glomerellaceae.
AUGGGUGAAAUGAUCAUGUCAAACGAGCCCUGGGACUUUCUGAACUCUGUCUUGCGAUUCAGAGACGAUGACUCCCAGUUCUGGUGGGACAAGACGGGGCGCAUGUUCUCCAAGCUCCUAAAAUACGCCGGAUACAGCGCGGCAGACCAGUACCGUGAACUCAACUUUUACUCCCUCUUCGUCGCCCCCGAACUCGGCCCCUCACCAGACUGUCAAGGCAACGUCAGAAGAUGGAGGAGUCCCGGCACACCGGACUCUACUCCCAUCGAUUUCAGCUGGGAAUGGGGCCGUGAUAACCAAGCCGUCGUUCGCUACUCCUUUGAGCCCAUCGGUCUGCAUGCCGGCACGGAGCUAGACCCUCUCAACAGGCACGCAACAAACGACUGGAUUUUCAAGCUCCAACAACAGAAGCUCGUUCCUAACCUGGACUUGGAGUGGUACAACCACUUUACAAGACAGAUCCUGCCCCACGGCACGCGAACAAAGACCGUGGACUGCUUCAUCGAAGAGACGACACCAAAGGCAGGCACCGUGGUGGCCCUUGACAUUGAAAAGAGCGGUCCCGUCAUGAAAAUCUACAUCUACCCCGGACUCAAGGCCGAAGAGCUCGGCAUCACGAACCUCGAGCUGGUGGAGCAGUCCAUCCGCAGCCUCCCUACCGACCAAUUGCAAUCCCUCGGCGCCGAGCCUCUUCUAGAGUUCCUGAGAGAAGGCACAAAGAAGUACAAUUUUGAGACGGGGAUCCUCGCCAUCGACUGCCUCGCGCCAAAGGACGCCCGCAUUAAGGUCUACAUCAGGGCCAAGCACACAACCUUUGAGUACAUGAUGGACUGCCUGACCCUCGGGGGCAAGCUCGACAUGUCGGGUGAGGCCAUUGACGACCUCAAGGACUUUUGGAAGACGUUCCUUGCGGACGCGCCUGACAUGCUGGGCGACGACGCCCCCGGGCGCGCGUCGCCAGGCUUCUAUUACACACUCGGAUGCGGGAGGGCCAUCUCACCAAAGGUGUACAUCUCCCCCAACUACUUUAGCAAGAACGACGUGGACGUCCUCGCCCGACUUCGCACGUUCUUCUCUACUCGUCGGUCCGACUCGAUGAUGGACAACUACGAGCAAGCCUUGAACGACAUUUUUGGACGUAAAACUCUAGAAUCUCGUUGCGGUAGCCAUUACUACGUCGGUUGCGCCCUGGCCAAGGGACAAUUGAGGGUGGUGACAUAUCUCAGCCCUCAGUCUUUUGAUUGUGAGAAGGACGUGAUUCAGGCUCGGAGGCCAUGA